AUGAAAAGUAUUCGUAAUGACACUGAGUGGGACGCUAUCUAUUCCACAGAUACCAUUCCUUUACUGAUCACUGAGAGGUGCUCUAGUACGUUACUUUCUGUUGACGAAUUUUCUGAACGAAGGAAUAGAAGUACCCGAGUACCGCCGCUGGGGCAUGGAGACAGCGGACAGCCCAAUCUCGAAAUUAAUGUGUGA
Messenger RNA from Paraglomus brasilianum, 195 nucleotides. The record is from the annotation of a GenBank genome assembly. NCBI's taxonomy places the organism in Eukaryota, Fungi, Glomeromycota, Glomeromycetes, Paraglomerales, Paraglomeraceae.